AUGGCCGAUCCUCUCAGUAUCACCGCUAGUAUCGUAGGUAUUAUUGUGCCAGCUUUGCACGGCACACGAUUACUACUAGAUGAUCUACAACAGCUCAAGGAUGCACCUAAAACUGUUAAUCGUCUAGUAGACAAUGUGCAUUCUGUCGAUGCAGCACUGCAAUCACUUCGAAGUAUAGACGAGAGAGAAUGGAGCUUACUUGGCGAAGAUGUAGUUAAGCAGUCAGAAACAACGAGUAAUAGUUGCACUCAAGCAUGCGAUCUUUUCAGGGCUGAUCUCCAGCCAUGGACCAAACACUCAGAAGGUGGAAAAUUAUCAUGGCAGGAUCAAGUAAAAGUCGAAUUCUUCAAGCAAGGGCAAAUCAAGGCUAUGUCAGAGCAGCUCUCAAACUGUAGGCUUGCUAUAAACUCUAUUGUCAGUAUAGCGACCUUAUACAGCUCUGUCCGCCAUAGCCAUAUCACAGAAGAGGUCAGGAAAAUGAUAUCUACAAAGCAAAUUGAGGUUAGAGAUGUUAUUUCUACUGCGGAUCGACAGUUGGUAGUGUUAGAGAAUAGGUUGGAAGAGCUGAGCCUCAGUAAUGAUGAUGAUGAUGAUGAUGACAAUGAAACAGUUGAGUUCAGGGAGGGCAAAAUCGAAGCUGUACGGCAGCUUGAAGAAGAAUUUUCAAGGAUGAAAGCAUCGCAGAAGCUGUUGAAUCAGCUGUUGUCCAAGUCACAGGAAGAAGCUGUCGCAAAAGCCGCGGGGUGCCAAAACGGUUCAACUACAGUAACAUUUGGUUCUCACAGCUCGGGCUUUCAAGCUGGGAUCAUUAAUGGUGGAGUUAGUGGAACCACUUUUGGCAGAUACUAA
Molecule: messenger RNA, 849 nt
Organism: Botrytis byssoidea
Lineage: Eukaryota; Fungi; Ascomycota; Leotiomycetes; Helotiales; Sclerotiniaceae
Exons: 2
Coding region: 1-849 (282 amino acids)
Source: RefSeq, a predicted model, not a curated record